AGUACCCGUCACUACUGUCUCCAGAUCGCUCACGGGAAGCCGCCGCCGCCGUCGUCCCGCCUCCCUCCGCCUCUCCCCCUCUUUUAAGAGGCAUCCCUUCUCCAUCCCGCCGCCGAGGAUACUGUUUCUUGGCCCGGCACAGCAGGAGGCCGGCGGCGAGCAUCACGAGGAUCCCAAUGUGAGUUUCUAGCAGGGAAGCAGCGGAGCGGUUGGUAGGUAGCCGCAAUCCGGCUGUCUGAGGGAAGCUAGAUGGCAGAUCUCCCGGGUACUACUCGUAGCUGUUGCGACCCGCCGGCUGAUUCGACGGUUGAGGCCGUUGAAGAAGCAGUGGCUCCGACUGAUUUGUACUCCAAUUUGAAGAAAGCGGCUGAUUUCUCCGUUGAGAUAACAGAUGUGUGUGAUACCCCCAGCCAGCAAGUUGAUUCGACACUCCAGACGACCAUGGAUUCUGCAGAAGCACCACCUGCUCCGGUUGAGGAAUGCUUAAGGAAAGCAGCUCAACAGUUUAAGUUUGCUUCCUCCUCUGAGAUCACAGAUGGGCAUGAAAUCCAUGGAUGUAGCCGUGAGCAAGUUGAUGAGGGCAUGGACUUUGCAGAGACAGCGCUACUGGCUUCGGCUCCGGUUGAUAAUGACUACUUGGAAAAAACAGCACAAGAGUUCAAGGUUGAUUUCAACAAGAGAGAGGAGAAGAUGCAUAAGUUCCCUGCAAGCCUGCGCGGUCUCGGCAGCCCGUACAUUGUGCCCAGGGUCGUGGCCAUCGGCCCUUACCACCAUGGCUCACCCCACCUCCAGCAGAUGGAGAAAGCGAAGGGCAUGGCUGCCUACCACUUCAUCAGCGGGUCGCGCGGCCACUCGCUUGAAGAGAUCUAUGGGGCUGUCGUCAAGGUUGCAGACAAGGCCCGCUGCCUCUAUGCCAAAGACGCGGUGGCAGGUAUCAGCCAUGCUGACUUUGCGGCUAUGAUGUUCUAUGAUGCAUGCUUCUUGCUCGAGUUUAUGCUUGGUAACAAGGACCUGCUUGACUGCCCAGAGUUGCGAUAUGUUUUUCACUCCAACGAAAAAUUUAUCAUUAAUGAUGUAAUCUUGCUGGAGAACCAGCUCCCAUGAAUGGUUGUGGAAACCCUCCUUGAUUUUAGGUUUGUGCCAGUGAAGAGGAAACUUUUGAACUUCGGAGAAAAUCUCACAAACCGUGUGUAUCAUAUCAAACAAGAUGAAAUCCUUUCAGACUUGGAGGAAGAGUACACACCGCCUCAUCUCCUUGGUCUUCUUCGAUUCUACAAAACAAACAAGGAAAGGGCCACCAAAAUCAAGAUGGCCAACAAAAAGGCCAAAAGAGCCAGCAAGAUAGCAUUUCCAGCAUCUCUUCUAAAGGAGGUAUUUACAAUAUUGAAAGAGUUGAACACCCGAAUGAUGGCAGAGUCUAACAACCUCGAGGAUGUUCAUAUAGAAAGCCAUGUACCAUUAACCAAAAAGAAGUCCAGGAAAAAACUCAAUUCAGUGUCGGCAUCUACAAAUGUCAUCGAGCUUGCAGAAAUUGGCAUCAAGCUCAAAGCCAUCAGGACAGGAAUUUUCACAGAAAUUGGCAUCAGGAAAGGACCCCUGUUUGGCGAGCUUUUCCUGACGCCACUGAUGUUAAGCAGUGCAAGGGCGAGUUGGCUUGUAAAUAUGGCUGCUCUUGAGGUAUGCACGAGCUCAGGGGGUCAACGUCGUUAUCAACAUUGUGAUGAAGAGAUGGCCAUCUGCUCGUACAUUGCUCUGCUUUCGAUGCUCAUGGACCGGGAAGAGGACGUGCACGAGCUACGAAGGAAGCAUAUUGUGCAAGGAGAACUCACAAACAAAGAGGUGCUCCAGCUCUUCAAGAGCCUUACGAAGCACCUGACGUCCAGCCGCUCAUACCGCCGCAUCUUGAGAGACAUUGAGAGCUACAAGGUCAACAGGUGGCUGUGGAUCAAGGUGCACAAGUUCAUCUACAACAACUUUAGAACCAUUGUCACGGUAUUCUCUGUGGUCGGUGUUCUAGUGGGUAUUUUCAAGACGCUCCUCUCUCUUAAGCAACACGAGUAAAGAUCGACCAUGUUUACCAUACUUAUAUACAAAUACUCUGUUUCGUGCUUAAUUACAAUGGUCUGAUGUUAGUUUUUGGUUUUCAGAGUGAUGCAUGGUGUGAUGUUGUCUGUUCUGCAUUUGUCAAAUUGUUGGCACAAUGUACUGUAUCUGAAAUAUAAUUCUGAGUUACAACUUCACCUCA
Molecule: messenger RNA, 2245 nt
Organism: Triticum dicoccoides
Lineage: Eukaryota; Viridiplantae; Streptophyta; Magnoliopsida; Poales; Poaceae
Exons: 2
Coding region: 1105-2061 (318 amino acids)
Source: RefSeq, a predicted model, not a curated record